AUUUUUUGAUCAUUUAUUUUUAUUAAAUGUUCUAAUGACUAAUUUGAAAAAAUAAUGUAAAACUAAUUAAUUAUUAUUUUUAAAAAUUAGACAUUGUUUAAUAAAUUUAAAUAUGUUAUUUUUAUUAGUUAUAGUUUUAUGUGUACUAUUUGUAUAUUUAUUUUAUCGACGGUUGCAAUGGAUGUCCAAAUUGAAGAGGAAUGGCAUUCGGGGCCCAAAACCGCACAUAAUAUUUGGAAAUAUGUUUGAUUUCAAUGGAUUGAAUUCAAUAGAAAGACAAAAUGUUUUGCUUCAUAAAUACGGUAAAGUUGUCGGCUAUUACAAUGGCGCCAAACCAACGGUGCUGGUGGCAGACCCGGAGCUCUCAAAACACAUCCAAAUAAAAGACUUUCAGUAUUUCUAUGAUCGCCAGCAUUUUGUGUUGAAAUAUGGCACAAAUCCUAUUCCCGUAAUGAGCGGUGCCGUCCAUCGGAGUCGAGGCAGCCGUUGGAAAGAGAUUCGCAGUAUAUUGACGCCAACGUUCAGUGCGGCCAAACUCAAGACAAUGACACCACUGAUUGAUGACGCGAUUAAUACUUUAUUAGAAAUGGUUGACAAAAAUUCGCGCGAAGACAACGAGUUCGAUAUCUAUGAUCUGUUCCAGGGAUUAACUACUGAUGUGAUCGGACGCACAGCUUUCGGUAUACAAAGCAAUGUUCAAAUGGAUCCGAACAACAAGUUUUUGAAAGCGGCCAAAGAUGUGUUUGCCGCCCGACCGGGCAGUAAGUGGUACUCAGUUGCCGUCAAUUGUUUUCCUCAAUUGGAUCACAUUUUAUACUACUAUCGUCGCGCCGAAGAGUUACUUAAAGAUCGAUUGGGACGAUCACCAACUGGUAUACUCUUGGAUAUGAGUCAAGAGAUAAUUAAUAUAAGAAAAACCAAUUCAAAUAUGAAACGUAAAGACCUCUUGCAGUUGAUGAUGGACUCGAAAAUAUCGGGUCAAGAGUUUUUCGAUUUAAGUGAUCAUAAACUUACUGCCAGUACUGAUCUACAAGAAAGUGAUGUCUCGAAUAAUAUAGAAUUAGAUACUAGUCUUCAAACAAAAGUUGCCAAACAUGACAUCCGACUGUCUGAAGAUGAAAUCAGAGCUAAUUGUGUACUGUUUUAUGAGGCCGGGUAUGAAACGACGAGUACAGCACUGGGAUUUGCCGCACAUAUACUGGUCAACAAACCCGAGGUUCAGGAACGGGUCAGACGUGAAGUGCUGAAACUAUAUGAAACUGAAGGACGGCUAGACUUUAAUACCGUUACCAAACUCGAGUACAUGGAGUGGAUGCUCAACGAGACUAUGAGAUUGUAUCCACCGUUGAUUACAUUUGUUACACGAGAAACCAUUGCUGACUAUUCAUACGGUAACAUAACAAUACCGAAAGGCACGUCCGUACAGUUUGCCACAUAUUUCAUGCAUCACGACCCGGACCAAUGGCCCGAUCCGGAAAAGUUUGAUCCCGAGCGGUUCAGUGCUGGGCGACGACAUGAGGCGCACCCGUCAUCGUGGCAACCGUUUGGCAACGGACCCCGUAAUUGUGUGGGCAUGAGGUUCGCAUUUUUUGAAAUGAAACUAUGUUUGGCCAAACUAUUGCUCAAUUACCGACUGGAACCGGGACCGCGAACCGAAAGGGGAGAAAUCACUGUCGAUACCAAAUUGGUUUCAUUGUGUCCCAAAUACGGUGUAUUUGUUAAAGCCGUCAAAAUUAGAUAA
Oppia nitens is the source of this 1741-nucleotide messenger RNA. Its product is annotated as cytochrome P450 3A24-like. Lineage: Eukaryota; Metazoa; Arthropoda; Arachnida; Sarcoptiformes; Oppiidae. The record is from RefSeq and is a predicted model, not a curated record. Gene Ontology annotation, molecular function: iron ion binding; heme binding; monooxygenase activity. The coding region runs from base 113 to 1741 and encodes 542 amino acids. The transcript has a single exon.